CUCCACUGGGCCGCGAGGAAGUCGCAAGAUGGCUGAUGUCGCUUGGAAGUAAUGUUCCCCUCUGCAACAUGAAGCCGUGAGUGAAGAAGAAAGCGAGGGAGGCACCAUCGGGCUUUUAUUUUUAUUUUCUUUUAGUUACUUUUCUUUUAUUUCGUCAAACAUCCAUCUCAUUCCGCGUCGUGUCCGCCCCGGACUUGUCUUCGGGAGUUGACGCGUCAAAUCACGCCGGGGACCCUGCCAGCAGCUAACAGCUAGCCACACAGUUAGCAAAUGUUAGUACAGCUAGCCAGUCAGCCAGGCACACAGCUUGUUUAAUUGAUAUUCUGACACCUGCGACCCAACAAGCUACCGGUUCAAAUGUGCUGAAAUCCGCCGGAGGUAGUGCAGAAUAAGUGUCAGAUAUUUUAGCUGUCAGAUAAGAAAAAUAACGAUUUUGCAAGCUGCUCGGUGUAACAUCAUGUCCGCGAACUGGCCAUCCAGCCUGUGGGUUGCUAACUAAUGCGCAGUAUUGCAUCUGUUUCAUGUGCACAAACCUGCAGGACAAUUAUUUUAUCGGCAUUUUUCAACAAUAUCCACCACCUUGCUGCAUUUCCGUUAUUAGCUGCCAACUACAUGUUCGAUGCUGGUUGUGUUAAAGCCAAAUUAUGGGAGCAGGAAAUGUGUUGAACUUUUUCUGGCUGUAGGUAGCUACACUGGCCUUGCUGGCAUCUCACCAAAAAUCCACAGGGAUGGACACUAAACUGAGCACCCACGACCAAAACUGAGAAAUUGGCAUCUCGAUAUCUCGGAAUAAGUAACGAUAGUUGACACACGUGUACAGCAGUGCAUGGUGACUCAUCUCACUAGUCUGGGCGACACACAAGUUGUUUUGCAGGGUUAACUAAACUACAGUUAGUCACUACACCGGAGACCAGUUAGCUUGCCUAAAGUGCACAGCUAGCUUCGGUCUCGCCCCACAUCACAUUACAAACACGGCGUACAGAACGUAUUCAGAGCCCGCUCCCGGCCAGACACACAGGCUCAACAACACCGUCAUGGGAGUGCAGGGUUUUCAAGAGUAUUUAGAGAAGCGGUGUCCCGGGGCCGCAGUCCCGGUGGACCUCCUGAAGCUUGCCCGUACCGCGGCCCGCCAGCCCCCUCACCACCAUCACCCACACCACCACCCACAUCACCCCGGGCCCAUGCCUCCCCCGCCCCCGCCUGCCAGGAUCCUAAUCGACGCUGACUCCGGCCUGCAGCGCCUCUACGGCGGCUACCAGACGGACUGGGUGUGCGGGGGCGAGUGGAACGCCAUGCUGGGCUACCUGGCCGCCCUGUCACAGGCCUGCCUGUACCAGGGUGGCCUGGAGCUGGUCGUGGUUUUCAACGGCACACUGGGGAAGGAGCGCUGGCCCGAGUGGGCGCGGCGAGCUCAGGGCCAGCGACAGACGGCGCAGCUGAUAGUCAACCACGUCGGCAGCAAGGCCACCCCGCCUCCCCGGGCAUGGUUCCUGCCCCCGGCCUGCCUCAGCCACUGCGUCCGACUCGCCAUGUUCCGCUUCCGAGUGCGGGUUGUACAGACUUUGGAGGACCACCACCAGGAAGUGCUGUCUCUCUACAGGGACUUUGGAUUUGCCGGCCUGAUUGCUCAGGAUUCUGAGUUCGCCCUCUGCAACGUACCCGCCUACUUCUCAUCGCAUGCGCUCAAACUGAGCUGGAAUGGCAAGAACCUGACCACACACCAGUACCUGCUGUCUGAGGCUGCCAGGCAGCUCGGGCUGAAGACACAGCACCUGCCCUGCUUCGCUGCUCUGCUGGGAAAUCAUAUUCUGCCUGAUGAGGACCUGGCUGCCUUCCACUGGAGUCUGCUGGGACCAGAACACCCACUAGCUUCUCUCAAGGUGCGAGCCCACCAGUUGGUGCUGCCGCCCUGUGAGGUGGUGAUCAAGGCCGUCUCGGAGUACGUCUCCUCCAUCAAAGACCUGGGAAACCUCGACGCCAUCGCCAGAGAUGUCUUCAAACAGUCACAGUCUCGUAUGGAGGACAAGGUGGAGCGAUUCAAGAAAGCUGUGGAGUAUUUCUCAGCUGCCUCCAAACCUCGAUCGCCCAACAUGGGGCCCUCCUCUUUCAUCUUACCUGGGUUUGGUUUUGGGGGACCACCUGGCCACAUGGGACCUAUGCAGCCUGGAAAGAAUCAGUUCCCUCCUCCCCAGGUUCCGGGGUUAAAGCCACCCUAUCAAAAUGCUCCAUAUGGACCUGGCUCCACCCCUCUGUUCCAGAACCCACCGCCACCGUCCCAAGACUGCAACGAUGCGUUGACGGGCAAGAUGGGCUUCUCUGAUUGGUCGGCUCCAUAUGAUUCCACUCAGGGGGGAAACCGAUUACCCAAUCAUCACACCGCCACUCAGUCUGGUCCCUCUCCGUCUCCCUCAUCGUCAUCAGAUGGAGAUGAACCCAACGACAGCAACGCAAACCAUUUGACGGACAAGCCCUCUCGGUGGGAGGAUCCUGCUGGAAGGGGGGGCUCGGCCUCUGGAGACGGUUCCCAGGGCAACGGGAGCGGGUCAAACAUUCCGUCACUGUUGUCUAUGGCGACGCGGAGUCACAUGGACAUAACCACACCCCCUCUGCCUCAGGUUAGCGCUGAGGUUCUUCGUGUAGCUGAGCACAGACACCGAAGAGGACUGAUGUACCCCCAGAUUUACCACAUAUUGACCAAGGGAGAGAUGAAGAUGCCAGUGUGUAUAGAGGAUGAGUGUAACUCUGAGCUGCCUCCUGCCUCUCUGCUGUUCCGUGCUGCCAGACAGUAUGCCUACGGCGUCCUCUUCAGUCUGGCUGAAACUCACCGCCGCCUGGAGAGGCUCGCUCUUCGCAAGAGGGCUCCCCUGGAAGUUCCUCCAGUGAUUGUCAAAGAGUGGAGCAGCGGUAAAGCCAAGUCGGCCCUGACUCCGGAGCUGGUCCCGGCCCUGUGUUUCAGGGAGUGGACCUGCCCCAACCUGCGGCGGCUGUGGUUGGGUCGCGCCAGUGAGGACCGCUCCAGGAGAACCAGGGCCUUCCUGGCCUGCCUACGCUCUGACUGCCCAGCCCUCCUCAACCCAGCACAGGUCCCACAGCAUCUGCUGCUCAUGUGCUGUGUGCUCAGGUAUAUGAUGCAGUGGCCUGGAGGAAGGAUUCUCCAGAGACAUGAGCUAGAUGCCUUCCUGGCUCAGGCUGUUUCCAGCCAGCUCUACGAACCCGACCAGCUGCAGGAGCUCAAGGUGGAGAAGGUGGAUGCCCGCGGCGUACAGCUGGCUUCUCUCUUCAUGGCUGGUGUCGACACAGCGCUGUUCAUCAACGAUGUGUGCGGCCAGCCGUUGCCAUGGGAACACUGCUGUCCCUGGGGCUUCUUUGACGGCAAACUGUUUCAGAGCAAACUGGCUCGGGCCGCUCGCGACCGGGCCGCCCUGCUGGACAUGUGCGAGGGCCAGGAGGAGCUGGUGUCCAAGGUGGAGAAGAUGCGUCAGGCAAUCCUCGAGGGCAUCAACCUGUCCCGCCCUCCUCCUCCUCCCCCUCCUCUUCCACCUCCUGCCUUUCUCCCCCCAGCCAUGGUGCCCCCUUUUUACCCCAUGCCUCCUAUUUACCCACCUCGUCCCAUGGGCGGGAUGCCUCCUCAUCAUCAUCACCCACAUCAUCCACAUCACCCUGCCCAGCACAGACCCAGAGCCUUCCCAGGCCUUCAGUCCAUCCCCCCUCAGGGAGGGAAACUGGAGAUAGCUGGUAUGGUCGUUGGCCAGUGGGCUGGCAACAAACCAGUCCGUGGGAGAGGGGGGUUCAACAUGCAGGUGGUGUCAGUGGGAGCAGGGAGAGGGAGGGGUAAAGAGAUUCCAGCUAAAGUAAGGGGGGUGAAAAAGACACCUACCAACAGAUCACAGACGUCGCCACCCCCGCCAUCCAGCAGUCCCCCAAAGCCCUCAGAGGAGGCGGCCCCCACGCCAGAGGUUACAACUCAGCAGCUGAAUGGCAGCUCAGCAGCCUCCGCCAUCGGCCAGCCCUUGGAGCUGGCCCCCCUGGCCCAGCCAAUCCCGUGUGCCUUAGCCAGCAGAGACAACCAAUCAGAGGGGGUGGAAGUGGAGGCCCCCUGUUGCCUUGACGACUGCCCGUCAGACGGAGCGCUACAGAAGGAGGAGUGAUGGCAUCCUUCCCGGGAUGCGCUGCUCUGAGAGAGUUCUCUGUGUUUGACUGCCUUUCCCUGUUUUUGUAGCCCCGCCUGCUAGCUGUGCACAUUAUCACAUGGAGCAGGAAGUGAGGCGAGGCUCCUCCUCGCCGUCCCUGCUGCUCCAUGUGAUAGGCUAAAGCAGUUAGCUGUUACUUCCUUUUUAGUUUUCUCAUGUGGUUUCACAUUGUUUUAUGAAGAGAGGUUUUCUCCAUGAGUCUGUAAGCGCCCCACCCCUCAAAAAUCCUAAAUGCCUCCCUUUCGCACUCAGAGUAAAAUAAGCUUGAAGCCCCCCCACCCCCAUUACGACCCGCCACUUAAACGACCCACCCUUAAGUAUGGGUAUCUGUACAGUUAAAAUGUCUUAUUUUGUGUUUUUAAAUGGUCCCAUUGUUUUAAUCUCUGCACACAGAUGUUAAGCGUGCGGUUACGGUGACAGAUUGGAUGUGGUUUCCAUGGUUACAGCAUCAAGGCCUGGUCGCCAUGGUUGGUAGUUGUGUGCUGAUGCGGUUUGUUGCCAUAGCCAUCUCGUGUGAGGUUUGUCUUACAUGAAUCCAGAGAGAUGUCCAGAGUUUGACUCCGGAUGUGUGAGUAAGAUUUCAACAAAGUGAUGUACCAUUCUUCUGUGCAGUGACCCUCGCCCCCACCACCCCCACCCCCUCGCCCCGCACUCCAGCAGCACUGCUAAACACACGAUGUUAGUAUACGUACUAGCAACGAACCCCUUUAUUGAUUGAUUGGUUAUCUAUCACAGGAGCACUUCUGCACCACCAUGGUAUUAGCGUGCUAUCUUACUUUGACCCAUGUAGCAAAGCCUCGUGCUUAGCUGUGCUGAGACCCCAUGAAUUUAUGCACCUUAAGCCCUAAAGUAUGCAAAAUAUUACCCCGCUCCUCCAAAAAAUAAAAAAGUGCAUUAUUAUAUGAUCCUCCCAUCCCCUUUGUCCCUUUCUCCCAAAGCUUUGAUUGUAUAAUCCCAACAAAAAGCACUUCAUGUUGGUAUUUAAAUAGGAUAAAUUUGAACAAGCCCCUUGACAGGUGAAUUGACAGUCUGAGAGGGGUGUCCCCUGCGCCUAAGUAAAUCAUUAUGACAUGUAGAACUACAUUUAAAGGUAGAGAUCUAUUUGCGAGACGUCAGAAUGUGAACAGAGUGGUUUCAGACAAAGAAGCACUUUGUUUUAAAAAAUGUUAAACCACACUGGACAGUCUUCUACCAGGUGAUAAAGAAAUGAAAAAAAAAAACUCUGAGGCACCUUCUGGAGUUUAAGGCCAAAAAGAAAACAAUAAUGCUGCCCAGCAAAAGAUGUAAAUGAAUGGUGAGGAUUUAGGUAACUGCUGCCAGGCAGAGUUCCCUUCAGACUGGCCUCACGCGUUCAAUCAUGAACUUUGCAAUGAAGCUGAAAGGACUCCUCGGACUCUUUUCAGAUUUCUAAAAAGUUAUUUCCAAAGUGUAUUUUUAAAGAAAAAAAACGGCUCGCCGACUGAGGCAGCCAGCGAUAUUAAAGGGGUGUGGCAACAAAGCCUCAAAGAUCCCCCCCACCCUCUGGUGGUGAUUGAGUAACUGUUGUCAUGACGAUAGCCCAACACCAUGAGCUGCUGCCCCGCGCAGCUCUGGUGUGUCACUUUAGACCAGCAGGAAGCACUUCCCUGCCCUGAAGGGCCUCGGCCGAACACGGCGGAGGCUUUAUGGGUCGGAUCACAUGACAGGAGAGAGGGAGGCCUCAUGGCGGACCCGAGUGUGCCGCUCACAAUCUGAGACUUCUAAGAUAAUGUUUUAUUAGAGCACUUAUGUUUGUAGAGAAUGAGAUGUGUCCCCCAUAGUAGGUUUCAUCUGACUACGGAAAUACAACUUACCAAUAGCUGGUAGCACAACUGCAAAUGUAAAAGCAGUAGACCGACAGAUACUGCCUGAGAGAUGCUGGCCAUGAACAUUGUUAUCUCUAUAAACUUACUAAGAGAGGAUGAGCUCGCUAUGUUAAAAAGAAAAAGGCAAGUCAACAAAGAAGCACCUUAUUUUCUUACUAUGUUGAUGACUUGUCCUCUAUCGUGUGCCACAGAAUUGACAUGGAACAAAGCUCUUACGAAAUGCCGUUUUGAAGGAAAAAACCCUGACUAUAUAUGUAAGUGUUAAUGUAGUCGCGUCAGACAUCCCCUCAGUUAUGAACUCAACCAUGACAGUAGACCCAGCCGUGAGUGUAGGCCUACGCUCAUCAUCACAGGGGCUGGGCCAUGCCGCCGUCUCUUACACCAACACCAAAUCAGAGGUUCGGACUUGUUAUUGGUAGGGAACAAGCACACAAGUGCUGUCGGUGUUUAUAGGUUAAGAGUAGGUACCAGCGUCGGGCUUAACACAGGACUGUAAUACACAGACACCAAGACUAGGCUAGAGAAUAUAGCUCCACUGGCCGAAAUACUAAGUCUAGAAUUACUAGGAGUCAUAUACUUAACUGCUUUCAACUUUUGACAUUAGUACAAAUAUGUGUAUCGCAACAGUACAUUGUUAGAAGAUGGCUUUUCUGCGGCGAGCCAGAGUGUGAUCUGGUAUACGAUGCCCUCUCUCGAUUCGCUCGCCAGAUAACAGUUACACACACAUGCAUACAUACGCAUACAAACAGGACACACACACACACACACACACACACACGCACACACAUGACAAACAGGUAUUCAGUUGCAUUUGUUACCAGCAGCAUUCUCUCUGCUUUUGUGCUGAAGUGAUUUUGUGCAGUUUCAGUUCCCAGUGGAGUGGUCGUCAGUUCAUCAGAGAUCAUUUUGGUAACACAUUCUACUGACUCUGGAAAAGAAUAAAAUAAAAUCCCACAUUUUCAACAAGUUUGCAUGGACGGAUUAAGAAUACAUGUUAGAGGUGUCACAGAAACAACCAUCUACACACACACACACACACACACACACACACACACACACAGAUACAUAGAUGUUAAACCCUGAGUUACACAGUAGCUAGUAUGGAAAAAAAAGUCAACACAAUACAUGAUGUAGUGUCCCUCUCUCGUCCUUGUCUGUUUUAGUUCGAUAGAUAUUUGAUCAGUGAUUUUUAUGCUUGUUAUCCUAACCCUGCCCCCCCACCCUGCUAUGACACUUUCUCUCGCCCUUACUCCUUCCCCCAAAUCACUACUUCUUCUCUCUGCCCUUCAGUCUUCCCCAUAGAGUACAUACAUCCACUCUCACACACUCACACACACACACACACACACCACUCCCACUGAUUCCCAUUAAAAGCAGUCACACACAUAGUACACACGUACAUAUUUCACGCAGAGUUUAAACCCUCCCGUCACUUCCUGUGUUUCAGUUCUCUCUUUCACUCCUCUCACCUCCCUCUCUGCCUCUCCUGUUAGCCCCUUAGGACCGUUUCUAUUGGCCGUUUUUUUUUCUCUUUUUCUCUUUGGGCUGCCCCGCCCCUUAAUCAACCCAACUAACAGUAAAGGUUAUAUUAACGUUGAUAAUCAGUUUCUGUAUGUAUCUAGCCAGAGUCUGGAAAAAAAAAUCAGAAAAAAAAAAACGGUUUUAUUCAAUUGUGCAAAUGUGUUUUUUCUUACUAUUUUUAAUGUUAUUACAUCUUCUAAUCUAAUCCUUCUACCAUUGCUUCAGUUAGUACUGAAAUACGCUUAGCCAACCUAGAGAUUUGAACUGUAAUGAUUGCGAUUUUCCUUACCUGUAUUUUAUAUGGCAUCUUUAGACCACCGUUUAUUAUGUACGUAAGUAAAUAUUGCCCGUUUUUCGAAAAUUGUCGUCUGCACUAUGUUACGAUUCUCAUAAUAUCCCUGAUAACGAUUUCGUGGUCGACUCAUUAUCAAUCUAAGCUGAACUCUGCGCCCUUGCACAAAGCAGCGAAACAUCUCUUGUAAACACCUGAGAACCAAAGUACACCUAGCAUCCCCCUCUAAUCCCUAUAAAGCCCCCUAUAGUCCCCCCUCCAACCCCCACCCGCCAUCGACGGUUUGCCCCCGAGUAACAAGUUUUCUGAUGAUUAUAUAUAUAAUGACAUUACAGCACGUGUGAUUUACCUGACAAGUCUGUGAGGUACCGGUGUUUUUGUUUUUGUAACACUGUGGUUGUCGUGGAGAUGCAGACAGACAGGGAAAGAAGGAAGGAACGAAGUGUGUUUGUGUGGACAGUGAGUGUCACUUCUUCAUUGACUGAAUUCAGGCUGUGUGAGCCACUGCACGCGCUCAGAUCAACACUAAUACACAGGAACACCCGCUUUCAGUCACGCUGGGGUUUUGGCGCCCUCUUUUGCAUUUUUUUUUUUUUUUUUUUUUUUAAACAUGUAAUUGUUGUGCUCUCUCAAACUUGCCUUUAACUUCCCAGACUCAGACUGAAAUAGCAACUUACUGCUGUACUGAGUCUCUUUAUGUACGUGGGCACGGAGGCUGCUGAAAGUGGCUGAAUUCUCCUCCAAACACAAACCUGAGAUUACAUGUCACUGUGCAAGCAAGAAAUACUUCAGCUUUAUGGGGAAGAAAUUUGUAAAGGAUUAGAAAUUAAUGGAUUAAUGUCCAACUGAAGCUUUUUUUAAGGAAACAAGCUAAGCUCUAGCUCAGUGGUUUCUUAACUUUUUUCAUGUGAAGGACCCUCAGAUCGUCAUAGACCCUCAUGUGAUAAGAUUUUGAUUAUUAGCCAUGACUCAGAAGAGUCUCUCAUGACUCUGUGUCAUAUCGGGCUCAGUUUUAACCGCUGGUUGAGAACCACUGACCAGGCUCCAGGUUUUCAGUUGGCUGCUUUUGUUUAGAACUGCAACGAUUAGUUGAUUAAUCAGAGAUUACAACAGAUCAGCAACAAAUCUGAUAACCAAUCACUAAUUCGAGUCAUUUUUCAAGUAAAAAUCCCAAACGUAUGAAAUAUGACAAUUUGAUAUUAUCAUUGGGUUGCUGGUUGAAUGAAACAAUCAUUUUUCUCUGUUUUCUGACAUUUUUCAGAUAAAACGAUUAAUUAAGAAGUCUGAUUAAUUAAUAGUAACAAUGUGUUCACUUGGAAUCAGGCGUGAAAACAAGUAGACUGAGCGGCAGGACGUAAAAUAAAACACGUGACGGUAUGUUGGGAUGGUGAUGCUUAAUUGUUUACAAAGAACGGAAUAAAAUAUAUUAAAUAAGAUCAGUUUGUUUUUAUUAUUUUUAUGUUCCUUUCUUGUAAUAUCCAGCAGUCGCCCGUGUUGUUGCCUUGUGUGAAGGAUCCAUGUCCGGCAAAAUGUUAGAAUAUUCAACUUUUAAUGUCAGUGCCGUCAAUAUGGAAGCAAAUAAGAGGCAAAAAUGUCUGAAUUUUAUAAGCAACUGGAAACUUACUGUUGAAAUUUAAACAUCACUAAAUUAAUAGGACUGAAAUUUUUACUUUGAAAACGGUGUAUUUUAAUUUAUUAGUUCUGAAUUUACCAAUUUAUAUAAAAAAAAUUUAUUGGUCAUUUCAAAAACUAAAUUUGAUUUUUCUUUUUCUUUUUUUUUUUUCUUUCCAAAUCGAAAAAUUCGAGUUUCAUAAAUUUAAAAAAUAGAUUCAGGUUGCUCAAAUUUGAUUGGUCAAACUCAGAUGAAAUAAAAUUCAAAGAGAAGAUCAGUCAAAUCUGAUUGGUCGAAACAUUCAGGCCUGUCCUGUCUGGUGUUGCUGUUGAAAAAACAAAAUCAGAGAUUUUAGAUCUGAAUUUGGAAGAUUUUAGCAAACUGAAAGUUUUACUAUAAUUUUUUUAAUUCCUCAACUUAAAUUUUCUGAAUUUGUGACCAUUUAGAAGAAAUCAUUUCAGCUUUUGAAACUGCAAAUGAAGAAAUUUCAUAUUUGAAUUUCUAAGAGGUUAAUUCAGAUCAAAUAGAUUUAAGAUACAUGGUUUUCAAAGUUAAAUAUUCCAAAGCUAUGAAUUCAGUGGAGUUUAAAUUUCUAUAUUCAAUAUUCAGUGGUUGUUGAAAUUCAAAUAGCCCACUUACGUCUCUUAUUUGCCUCCAUACAUCUACCGUUACCAUUGCCGGUAUUCUCUGCCGGCUUCACGUAAUUUUACUGUCCUGCUCUCGUCCACUUAAAUGACAUCUGGUUUGCCGUAUGUCGUCUCUGAUUCCAUUUGAAAGCAGUGUGAUUGUUAUCUGCAGCCUUGAUUUCUUGAAGUUGUGUGACAGUGAACUGUAAUUCUUAAAUAUUGAAACAAGUGAUUCGAAGGCGUCACUUUUUUAUAGUCCAAACUUUGAGUAGUUUAACUGAGAAAAUAAUUAUUGCAGCUGUAAAAGAUUCCGUGGCCUCAUCAGCAAAUUACAAUCCAUGACCUUGAGCUUUCUUUAAUAAUCCAUAAAAAAUAAUUUUACAAUGUAUCUCCAGUUUCUAAACCUCAGCUGAAGUGUUUGUGAGGAAAAUUCACCUCCUCUGUGACUGAUGAUGAAAAGAUGAGUUGUCCAGCCGAUAAAAGCGUCCUGCCUCACUGCCUGCGCAAAUGGGAGCGCCUCUGAAGAGCUCGACAAUGUUAAAGAGAACCAAAAGUCCCAGAAUAGAAAUGUACUAUGUUGUAUUGUAGAAGUCAAACAGUAUUAUUGUCUGUCAUACAGAAUGUGGAAAGGAGUCAUCAGUCUUGUCGUACCUGUUAUGAUCUAUUUGCAGGAUUCUCGCAGCAUUUUGUCCAGUUUGAAUAAAGGUCCCUAUUCUGUCUGUCUCUCUCUACACUGCCACUCCCCCCCUCAACAGCCCCCCAAGCUCCAGUAUAAUCCCCCCCCUCCCCCCUGGUAAGUCCUGGUAAGGGGCUCAAGUUGAUCAUUAUGGGCUAUUUCUUGUCACGUUGGUCAAUCGUGCCCGCAGCCACAAGUGUACCGAUGCAUGUACUUCAGUACCCAGGGCCACCCGAAACUACCUGUGCAGCGAAAAAGGGUGAAAACUUACCCAUAAUAUUAUUGUUAUAGAAAUAUUAUCAUCAUUAUUGCUGUUAUAAUUAUGGUUGGUAUAAUUUGUCAUCAUUGUUAGCAUUAUGGAAGCACCGGACUGUUGUGGAAAGAUGAGAAAAAAAGAAAGCUUUUUUUUUUUUUUUUUUUUUUGUUAAAUUUGUCUGGCUGUUGGUGGUCUGAUCUCACAGAGGGAGGGGAGGAAUGGUUCAGAAAGAGACAAAGAUGGCAGUCAUGUUUGUACUGGUUGGGAAAUGACUUACAGUGCUGAAAUAAAAUUUAUUCUUUUAGUAAAAAAAGUA
Molecule: messenger RNA, 11333 nt
Organism: Epinephelus fuscoguttatus (brown-marbled grouper)
Lineage: Eukaryota; Metazoa; Chordata; Actinopteri; Perciformes; Serranidae
Gene: fam120c
Product: family with sequence similarity 120C
Exons: 17
Coding region: 1035-4148 (1037 amino acids)
Cellular component (GO): nucleus
Source: RefSeq, a predicted model, not a curated record